AUGUAUGUGCCGCUGGAUGAGAUUCUUCAGCAAUAUGACAUAAUCCGGAGAGACUCGAUUUCGCACACAACAUGCAAACUGGCCAUCUUUGUGUCGUGUCUCAACAUUGACGCUCUGUGUGCAAGCAAGAUGCUAUCGCAGCUACUCAAGGCCGACUUGAUCCCGCACAAAAUUGUUCCCAUUGCUGGCUUUGAUGAGAUGCGUGACGCGUAUGCAGCCAUUCAAGAUGAUUUUGAGAUUGGCACUGUUGUGCUUGUGGGUUGCGGCGCGACAAUUGAUGUUUUGUCGUACCUCCAGGUCGACCGCGAGACGGUGAAUAAAAAGUUUUACAUUAUAGACAAUCAUCGGCCAUGGAAUCUUGAAAACCUGUUUGCCACAGACAAAAUCAUGUGUUUUUACGAUGAAGAUACUGAGGAUGGGUCUUAUGUGGAGAAACUGAAGGACUCUUAUAUCAACUUGCUUAAGUUGUACGAAGAACAAGAUAAUAAAGGAUCCGAUUCUGAGGACGAAGAUGACCCAACUGAUGAAGAAGGAGACAUUGAAAAAGUGGAUAACGAUGACGACGAUAUGCCACGGCCAAAGCGACACAUUGACCGUCUACGUGAAGCUCGCAAAACAGAGGCCAAAAUUGGCAGGUAUGAACAUACACUGGAAACUCACUACACUAAAGGUUCAUAUGUGUCAACAUCCAUUACUGCUGUUGUUUAUGAACUUUUCAACAAGCUAGGUAAAACAACCAUUACCAGUCUGUGGCUAGCUGUUGUUGGCUCUACCUCGCUCGACUCUCAGCACCCGCACAUUUACCAAAUCAUAUACCCUGUUUUACGAACUGAAGUGCUGCGGCUCAACCCGCGCUCUGUGCACAUUGAUACCAAUGCCAUGCGCAAUGCAUCCAUAGAACCUUCUUCGGAAGAUGCCUCCAUUAACCCUUCAACCAUCACCGGUGAUGACGACUCGUUGUACCCGGAACCAGACUAUCUUUUUUUCCUACUACGCCACUGGUCGCUCUACGAGUCUAUGGCCCACUCGUCCUACAUUUCGGCAAAGCUGCGGCUUUACACAGAAGAUGGCCGACGGCGUAUGAAAACAAUGCUGGCUCGCAUGGGCAUUUCACUUCACGAUGCGCGCGAGAGCUGGGUCCAUACCAACGUGACUGUCAAAAAAACGUUGCUGCAGAAGUUAUCUCAAGUGGCGACUUCAUAUAAUAUCAAAGAUGUGAUUCGAGAAGGUAUUGUGCGUAGAUUUGGAUUUAAAGGUUCUUUAUCUGCAGGUGAUUGCGUGGAUGCGCUUAUUACAUUGCUCCAAGUGGGACAUCUUGUAAAUGCAGAAAAUUGCAAGACUGUGCCGCUGCUGAUGGGUCCUAAUGGUGUAUUUGAAGCUGCGGCAGAUCUCGAAAAUGGAGAAAAUGUGGAGGAAGCAGAGGCAAGAGAACGGUUCUGGGUUUCCAAUUUUUGGAACGCAUGGGAUGCCAUGGAUAACAGAGUCGACAAGCUCAUGGAAGGCAUAGAAAAGGCCAAACAGAUUCAGCAAAACAUUGUUGUUGCUGCUACUGAGCUUUUCGAAAAACGACGCAUCAAAAAUUUACAAGCAUACCGAUUAGCUGUGAUUCAAGACGGUCCAGAUCUAGAGCUUCUUUCUAAUCCCUUAGCACUUACACGUCUAGCACAAUGGAUUUCAGAUGCAUGUGCUGAGGUGACACAACGACCAUUACCUCUUGUGGUUGCUUCUUACUACAAGCCUACCGACACAUACCUUGUGCUUGGUAUGACGCCUCAGCGGUCACGGGAGGAAAAUGAGCAAGAGGGCGAGCGGCGGAGCAAACAGAAGGACAAGAACCGGAGGUCAAAGAAGAAAAAGAAGAAAAGAGAGAGAAAGGCAGGGAAGAGUAAAAGUGGACCAAAAGCGAAACGACGCAAGAGUUCGGAUGAUGAUGAUGAAGAAGAGGAAGAGGAAAAAGAAGACAAAGAAGAAGAAGAGCAGAGUGAUGAGGAAGGAACUGAAGAAGAAGAAGAUGAUGAUGAAGAAGAAGAUGAUGAAGAAGAUAAAGACGAAUAUGAGAAAGAGGAGGAAAAUGAUGACGACGAUGACGAAAAUGAUGAGGGGGAAGAAGAAGAAGAAGAAGAAGAAGACGAGUUUAAUCAGUACAAUGCAUUUGGUACUGCGUUUUACAAGGUUGCUGAACAGAUCAAUGCGCGUGUGAAGUUGGACUCAUUUGAGAGUGCUGUCAUUGAAGUUUCACGCGAUGAGCUGCAGCGGUUUCUAGAAGCUCUUGCUGGGUUUGGUUUACUUCGGCGGCGGCGGCGUCGUCGCCGUCGUCGUUAG
Molecule: messenger RNA, 2322 nt
Organism: Magnusiomyces paraingens
Lineage: Eukaryota; Fungi; Ascomycota; Dipodascomycetes; Dipodascales; Dipodascaceae
Exons: 2
Coding region: 1-2322 (773 amino acids)
Biological process (GO): double-strand break repair via break-induced replication; mitotic DNA replication preinitiation complex assembly; DNA replication initiation
Cellular component (GO): DNA replication preinitiation complex
Molecular function (GO): DNA replication origin binding; single-stranded DNA binding; chromatin binding
Source: RefSeq, a predicted model, not a curated record